Molecule: messenger RNA, 6479 nt
Organism: Salvelinus fontinalis (brook trout)
Lineage: Eukaryota; Metazoa; Chordata; Actinopteri; Salmoniformes; Salmonidae
Product: semaphorin-7A-like
Exons: 14
Coding region: 324-2246 (640 amino acids)
Biological process (GO): neural crest cell migration; semaphorin-plexin signaling pathway; negative chemotaxis
Molecular function (GO): chemorepellent activity; semaphorin receptor binding
Source: RefSeq, a predicted model, not a curated record
UUACGCGUUUAUGGUGGAUUUACUCUGAAAGUGACCAUGGUGCGCUUCCAUACAUCACGAAAGCCUACAUUUCUUUUUCGCGCCCCAUUCCUCACACCCACCGUUCUUUUUGUUUUUGAGGUGGAGCCUCAUACCCCGAUUCUUCAGUGGACUGUCGGCAAGACAGACCUGCACGGGUUGCAUGAUUGAGGCCAAUAGUCAGUCGCAUAGAUCAAUACAUUAUACCGAUACGAAAGCCGAUUGAUUGUCUAUUGUGGAAAUAAUAAAGUGAGAACUCUUUCGAUUAUUAAAUCCUUGGAAAUCGGGCACAUUGAGGACGUGGAAUGAUGAAUUAUAUAAUAUUGGCGACCGUUUUUUCCAUGGUUUUCGCCGAAAAGUCACCUCGGCUGAAAUUCAUUGUAAAAGAGCCGGCCAGGUAUCACUUCUCCAAACCGGAGAACUACAUGUCAGUGUACCACCAGGAAGGCACCAACGUCCUGUACGUGGGGGGCCAGACAGUGAUCUACGUGCUGACGUUCACUGACAGGGGGGUCCGCGACCUGCAGAUCCCUGUGGUAACCGAUGAAAACGCAAAGGCAGCUUGCAUCGCCAAAUCAGACCCACCAAAGUUGGAGUGCGACAAUUUCAUCACAGUCAUCCAGAAAGUCAAUGACACUUUUGUAGUAUGCGGGACAAAUGCAGGAACCCCCAAAUGCUGGCUGCUGGUAAAUGACACUGUGCUGACUGACGCCCCCACCAAUGGACAGAUGGCACCAGCCUCUGACAUCUCCCCUCCCUACCCCUCCCAGAGGUCCGUCAGUCUGUCUGCAGAUGGGAAUCUAUACUCUGCUCUGUCAGCAGUGGGGCGUCACCCUGGCUCUAUCCGCCGGACCUACGGCACUCAGAAGCUUCUGAAGACUGAGACCAAGUGGCUGCAGAGCCCCCAGUUUGGUGGAGCAGCAGUAAUGCCAGCCUCUCAGAAACACAAGGAGGAGAUCUACUUCUUCUUCAGUGAGAUCAACAAGACGGCCAUGGUGGACGAGGAGCCCUACAGGUCGCGCAUCGGCCGAAUCUGCAUGGUGGACGAGGGGGGCAUAAAGAACCUGCUGGCGGACUCGUGGACUACCUUCCUGAAGGCCAGGGUGAUGUGUGGUGCGGGUAGCACCCCCCAGCAGUACAACAACAUCAGACAGGCGUUUGUGCUGUCUGAAGUGGCCCAGGAGAAGAGGACCGGGGUCAUGUACGGCCUGUUUGCCAACGCCUGGGACACAACAGUGAUAUGUGCUUACUCCAUCGAGGACAUUGACCAGGCCUUCGCCACAUCCAAACUGAAGGGUUACAGCAGUCCUCUAAUUGGACAUCGCCCUGGCACAUGUGCCUUCAAGAACUCCACGGCAGCCCACAACCCUAAGACCCUGGGGGUGAUCAGGGACCACCCGGAGAUCGAGGACGUGAUUCGUCCGGUCGGGGGUGCUCCGCUGAACCUGCCCACCGACGAUCACUUCACACACACUGUCGCUGCCAUGGUGCUGGCAGUCAACGACGAGCACUAUACUGUGCUGUACCUGGGAACAGAACAGGGGAAAGUGCUCAAGGUUCUGCACACUAUCGAGGAUGCCUUUAUCAUCUCCCAGUACUCCCUCUUCCACAAUGAGGGUCCUGUUCUAAGCAUGGCCAUCGACUCUAGGAAGGGCCACCUUUAUGUGGGCACGGCAAUGGAGGUCCAGCGCAUACCGUUGGCUGACUGCGGUCGCUAUGGAGACAGUUGCCGGGAGUGCAUUCUGUCUCGGGAUCCCUAUUGUGGUUGGGACGCAGCCAGGAGGAGGUGCACACCCAUCCCAGCUGGAUACAACAUCAGCACUGGGGCACUCACUCAGAGUCUGGACCAUUCCAAUGCCUCUAUCUGUGGUGAAGCUGCUGCACUGAAGACCCAUAGGACAAACCCCAAACAGGUGGUGAUUGACUCGGACGGCCCCGUUAACCUCCCCUGCCCCGUGCACUCCUUUCACGCCACCUACCGCUGGGAGAAGGACAACUGUAUCCAGCACUACCCCUGCUUCAUCAUUGGAGACUCCUGUGUGCUGGAACCCACCCCUGGCCUGCCCCUUAAGCAGGGGGUGUUCCGCUGCAUGGCCACAGAGAACGGCUACAAGGUGGAGGUGGUCUCCUACAGGCUGGUGAUCAACAGUGGGCCUCUGCCUGCCUCCCUUUCCUCCACCCUGGGGCCCUCUCUCCUUCUUGCUGCAGCCACCCUCUGGCUCCUGUAACCAUUGCAAAUGCUAAAGCUAACCCCUUAGCCUCUAAGGCCCUCUCUCUGACAGACAGGAGAGGAGGGGCCACCAUACCCAGGUUAGGUUCGCAGAGCAUUGAUAUUAAUGGUCGGGUAAUGCGAUCAGUGUUGCCCACAAAGACAGUUUUCAGAAAAAGUGUUUUUUUAUUUAAUUUACGUUGUUCAGAAAAUGCCUGAAAAUAAACCAAGCCAUUUAUUUUUAAAUAAUAUAUGGGCCUACCAUAUUAACUAAUACUGUACUGUUUAAACAAAAAAAUACCUAAAACAAACUUAAAAUACAUAACAUUUAAACUUAAUUAAUACAUUAACAUCAAUAUGGGUUUUAUGGAAAGACAAACUAUAUUAUCAUGUCUUAUUGUGAAUUUUAAAUACAGAUUCAAACCACAAGAUAUGCUUUGCGAACCUUGCCUGUCCACCCAAGAGAUGACAUCUCAUGAGUUGUGUUAAAUACAAUACCAAGCCAAUUUCUCUUUAUGGUUUCUCAACUUAUUUUGAAACUUGAUUGUGCUACUUUGUGAAUAUUUGAAGCUUGAAUACUGCUCUAACAUCUAAACAUCAUGUUGAAUGUCAUAAGUAUAGGCUAGUAUUUAGAAAAUGUCUGAUAUUGAGUAAAAAAAAGCCUUAACAAUUCUGGGACAUACCCCCUAAGCACAAUUUGCUGUGAAAGCAAAACUGCUCAAUUGUGUUGACUUGAAUCUGUGAAUGAGGUGGCCAAGCCUUACUUUGAUGCUGGAAGGAAGUGUCAUCAUUUUGACAAGAAGUCAUCUUUUUGACAGGAAGUAGGUAGAAGAGCAUGAGCUCAUCCUCGAACAUCACUGUGUCUCGGCAAGUCCUCUGCAGUAAAGGCAGUUUUUGCAUCAUUUUAUUGGAUAGUAUCAGACAUUCAUAUUAUGCUACUUCAUUUUCAACAAACAUAAGUACGGUAAACAUCAUUCAGUGGCAGGUGAGGACAAAUUAGAAUUGAGUAGAUGACAUGUAGAGCUAGUUGCAUUUUGUAGUUUGCUAAAUAUGAGAAAAAGCUUGUGAUUAUAUGAGUACCGUGUGUUAAGUAUUUUAUUGCUCCGCAUAUGCUGAUUUCCACCAUUGCUGCCUAUGAAAGUUAUUCUUGACGGUUCAAGGUUUUAUACUGUACGGGAUCCAGAGAGGACAUAUGAAUAAAAUAAAAUAAAUCCUUGUUAUGUCGAGAUAACAAUUUAUUUAUCUCAUGAUCACGACAUAACAAACGUUUUGGUCGAGAUCACGAGAUUUACUCUAUAAAUAGGAGUAGACGCAUUGAUGAUAGAUUGACAGGAUGGCUGAGGUGGUAGAGCCCACAGUGGAUCAGCGCAUAUGUUUUGAUUGAUUGCUACACUAAGGGAUGGUACAUUUCAUGCUAACAUAUCAGUCAUUGUCGGUUUAUAAAUUAGAAUGUUAGCCAGCUAAAUGUCCCUUACCUUGAACAAAGAGCUCUUGGGGCAUCUAAGCCUUCAUGGGGCAUUUGAGCCUUGAACGAUGCCUGACAGGCUGACCUGUCUCUGAGGCUGUAUGCCACCCUCAAGACCACAGGCAAUCACAUGCAAGCAACAAUGCAGCUAACUUGGCUAGUCUUGUGAGUGCGCAAGCUAGCUAGCUAGUUAGCUAGGUAGUCUUACUAGCUAGCUAGCUAGCUUGUUAUAUAUGCUGGAUGUUAGCAUGCAUAAAAGAUAUGUGUAUAAUUGUAAGGGGCACUUCAUGUUUUAUGGAUAAUUUUACAAUUUACAGAGUGGGUGAGCACAAUUCCUGACAGGCUAAUAAGAGGACAUUUUAUCCUCAGACCUUGAUCAGAUUCAAUAGCAGUCUCAGAGGCUGAUAAGUCAGGAUGCUGACUAGUAGGCUGUCGUCAAGGAGCCUUACAUAUGAAACAGCCUAUAAGGCAGCACCCUGAUUUAUGAGUCUCUACGGCUUCUAUUGAAUCUGAUCAGCUUGCCAGAAAUAGAGCUCACUCACUUUGGAUUAUAUGCAUCAGCCUAUACAGCACUGACAGCUAAUCUGCCUGCAAGAAGAUUUACCUAUGAAAUAACCUACAGGGCAGCAUCCUGAUUUAUCAGCCUCUGAGGCUGAAAUUUAAUUUGACCAGCCUGUCAGAAAUGCAGCUCACCCACUGCAAAUGUAAAUAUUAUUCACAAAAAAAUGAAGUGUCACUUAUAAUUUAUACACAUAUCAGUUAUGCAAGCUAACCGCCAGCAUAGAUAACAAGCUAGCUAGCUAGCUAGAAAGCUCACAAGGCGAGCCAACAAGUUUGUUGUUCCUUGCAUGUGAUUUAAUAUGGUCUUGGGGGCGGUGGACACCCUGGGAGACUGUGUCGCCUGUCAGGCAUCGUUCCGUGCUUAAAUGCCCCACUUUGCGAUCAACACAGCCACAGGGCUCCUUGAUGAAGUGGUUAUCGUGCAUCUGAAGAAAUGAAUGGGUGAUAAGUUGUAUUUUUGAUUAUCUUGGGAUCUCGACAAAACAACUUUUGUUAUGAGAUAAAUAUGUCUUGAUCUCGACAUAACGAGAUAACCAUUUUUUUAUUGUUAUGUCCUCUCUGGGCUUCCGUAAUACUGUGGUUAUACAAUGAUGUUACUCAUUGACUGCUUUAACUAACCUAUUCUCAAUGGGAAAAUCCAGUGCACAAUACUCAAAGGGGUUAUUUUCAUACUUGUAUCUGUAUGCUGUAACAAAAGGCUUGCCAUAAUUUGAUAGGAUCAUUUUGUGAAGUAGAACACUUUGAGCAGCCACCAUACUCUGGGGAGAAAGACAGAAAUUGAGUGACAUUUUUGGAAGAUAUGGAACAAAAUUCCUCUUUAAGCAAUAGAUGUUUUUUAUUUUAGCACCUGACCUCAAAUAAAAAUAGCAUAUGCUUUAUUGGAGGCAGAGAAUGUUUGCUGGGAGGGAGUGGUUUACUCAAAGCAAAUAUUGAAUGUAACAUAUUAAUAUGAACGUAGUUGCAACAAAAUGCAAGUCUAUUGUUCCCAUUUAUUGAUUGUAGUAUCUCAGUACUGAAGCACCAUCUUACAACCACUAUUGUGUUUUGAACUGUGCCACUGAGCUUUGUGGCGAAUUUUGAAAUGGCAAAAAAACACUGUCGCCUGAAAAUAUUGGUAGAAAACAGUCUACAUAAUGCUGUUCUUAGAACAGUUUUAGCCAUAGUUCUGCAGGUUCCAUCUUUCUCUCUGGGGGUGGCUGUACGUUUGUUGUCUCGAGGUCUCGGAAGGAUCUGCUUGCUGCAUUGCACUGAUGCGGGCUAUUGACCGUGCCAAACAUAAGCUGUGUUGAGCCGCCUCAUCUGCCGCCUGCCGCUUCUCACUCACUUAGCACUUUGAGUAAUUGGUUUCCCAAAUCUCUUUCUCAAACUCACACACAUUCUUAUAUAUGUCACAAAUACACACAGGCAUGUAGGUGCGCGCACACACACACACACACCUCUUGUUUACCAAUCACCCACUUCAAUCUCAUUCCCUUUACUCCAGUAUUUACUGUUGCUUAUCUGUUUCAUUGUAUUUUGAGCAUGAAGCUGGUGUGUCUCUGAAAACAGUGAACAGAAGCCUCUCAUACACUAGCCAACACCAAUUAGGCAACUGAACCUGUAUCGCUCACUGCAGAGACAUACAAGCUCUUUUACCAAGACAGAUGGUCUAGUGUCAGUGGGUAUUGUUAAAAACGGUCAAUGAAUCGUGGCUGUGCAGAGUUGAUUGUAUUUGGCCUUUCAUGGAUUUCCAAGGGGCAGCAGUGAUAUGGGAGUUUGUUUUCUCUGGAGCACUUUAUUUAAUGACCACCUUCAUAGCCAGGAGUCCCUGCUUUGACGUGGACAUAAACAGUGGAUAUAUCGCAUGCGAUUGAUUAUCAUUAUCCUAGAAAGAUUUAAACCGGUUUGUUGUGUUCAAUUUACCCGUUCGAUAAAUAAUGCCAGCAGAGAAAUAGAGUGAAGUGAAUCGUAUUGUCUUUAAAUCCUUUCUCUGGUGCUUUGGACAGUGUUGAUUGCAUUCUGUGUCUUAGUACAUUUUUAUUGGGAAUCAGCUUACCAAACUCGAUUGAAGAGGAGAUUGUAUUGGUAUCAUGCUCGUUAAUGCCUCACCAUAACCAUGAUUUUUUUUAAAGGACAGAUGUCUGUCUAUAUGAAGUGUUAAUACAUGUCCAUGUAACAAAUAUGUAACUCCAUGUGUUUCCCUUUACUGAACAUGUACAGUAAAAAUCAAUAAAGUAAUCAACUACA